AUGGGCAUGGCAUGGCGCUUGUUCCCUGGAUCCUGGAUGGAUGCUCUAAUAAUGAUUCAUGGUAAGCUCAUCGCCCUAUUGGUUUGCUUUCAGCCCGACGCGGGCUCGGGGGGUGGCAUGACUGACUCACUUUCGGCUUACGGAGCCGCCUUCGUCUUAUACAUCGUUCGGCCGUUCUACUAUGAGUACACGAGCUCGCCUUCAUCUGAAUCAGCAUGGAUUAGCAGCUUUAUUGUGAUUGAUAAUUCGAGUCCCGUUCCUCCAGCCUUCUGUAGGUCACUUGAACCCCCGGUGGAUCCGGUCCGCCCAUCAUCGCUCUCCUUGAUCCUUCAAGUUCGGAGAGUUUCGACGGUCAACAUUCUCUUAUCAAUGUUUGGAAUCAGCACGAGCAUGGGCGUCAGCAUCAACGCCCGCCAUGGUCCAUCGACGCCGUUGAUAGUAUACAGUCUGGUUGCAGAACAUCGAUCGAUGUAA
Molecule: messenger RNA, 474 nt
Organism: Aspergillus nidulans FGSC A4
Lineage: Eukaryota; Fungi; Ascomycota; Eurotiomycetes; Eurotiales; Aspergillaceae
Exons: 2
Coding region: 1-474 (157 amino acids)
Source: RefSeq, a predicted model, not a curated record